AUGGCAAUUGUUGGCGUCCGUACCUUGGCCAUGGCAAUUUUUGUGAUCACCGGAACUCUGAUGGUUGGUAAUUACCACAGUGUCUCUGCCGAAUCAUGCAAAAUAGAUGUUCCAGGUCUUGUGUUACAAUGUUCCAAAUAUGUCUCCAAAUCGGGCCCGAAGAUUCCUCCGUCGCUGGGAUGUUGCUCGGUGGUUAAGACCAUAAAUGUGCCCUGCGCUUGCAAUCUUUUAACUAAGGAUGUUGAGAAGAUGGUUGAUAUGGAGAAGGCAGUCUAUGUUGUUAGAACUUGUGGACUUGAUGUUCCCAAAGGAAUGAAAUGUGGAAGUAAGAAUUUCCAUCUCAAUUGUUAUACCGUUCCAGAUGCUCGGAAAGAGAUUGUUGCAUAA
Molecule: messenger RNA, 387 nt
Organism: Morus notabilis
Lineage: Eukaryota; Viridiplantae; Streptophyta; Magnoliopsida; Rosales; Moraceae
Exons: 2
Coding region: 1-387 (128 amino acids)
Source: RefSeq, a predicted model, not a curated record